UUGAUAACUCGGACAGGCAUAAGUGGUUCACCUGGUCGUCACAAGAAGCAGUCAUGUCGUCCAAGCGUGUAGCCGUGGUGACGGGAGCCAACAAGGGGGUGGGGUUUGGUGUUGUCCGGGCGCUGUGCAAACAGUUUGACGGUGACGUGAUACUUACAGCUCGAGAUGUUGACCGGGGUCAGCAGGCCGUCACUGACCUCAACCAGGAGGGACUCCGGCCUCGCUUCCACCAACUGGACAUCACUGACACCGACAGCGUGGACGCCCUCGCGACGUUCCUGAAGGACAACUACGGCGGACUGGACUUCCUGGUCAAUAACGCCGCCAUUGCUUACAAGGCCAAGUCACCCGCGUCAUUCUCGGAGCAGGCACUGGAGUCUGUCAGAUGCAACUUUACCGGGACACUCAGCGUCACCAGGGCACUCACGCCCCUCCUUCGACCUCACGCCAGGGUCGUAAUAGUAUCCAGCGAGGCUUCUAAGAGGGCGGUGGACAAAUGUUCUUCCGAACGACAGGCGCAGUUCCGAGAUCCGAGCUUGACCAUGGAAGGAUUACAGUCACUGAUGGCGGAGUUUGUACAGGACACUGCCGCGGGAACUCAUGAACAACGGGGCUGGCCGAACACCGCUUAUGGAGUGUCAAAGAUCGGCGAGACAGUGAUGGCGUUUAUACUCACGCGAGAACUUGCCGCAGACUCGCGAGAGGAUAUAAUUGUCAAUGCUUGUUGCCCUGGUCACGUAGACACAGACAUGUCCAGUCACUUGGGGCCGCUGACCAUUGACCAAGGCGCCGACACGCCGGUCUUCUUAGCUCUGCUACCCCCCGGUGCGGAGACACCAAAGGGACAGUUCUGUCGUCUCAAAAAGGCCGAGGACUGGUGACAUGGAACCAGGAAGUAGUAAACCACUGUCGUGACUUCACCCAGCCACUGCAGAAAAAUAUGUGCUCGGCAAACACUUGGCGGAGGAUAUUUUUCAUAAUGUCAUAAUAGUAUUUCCACCAAAAAUAGACUGUGCACUGAGGUUAUGGCGAUUUUGUCUAAAGACAGGGAGAACUCACGCUGAAGGCGGAUUUCAUGUGUUACUGGUUUGUGAACAGGAUUCCAUAUUGAAAUAUGUAUAUAUCCAAAUAUGUUGGAUCAUUAUGUUUGCAUUCCUUUAAUGCAGUCAGGUCAUCUGAAAAAUAUAAGGUGCUAUGUAAUACCUCUACGUAUUUGUAUAAAGUGAAAAAAUAAGAAAUGCACUGACAAUAAUAUUGCAUGAUGACUUAUCGACUAGUUGCCUUUAUACUGAAAUAGAUGUGUCUGUAUGUUCAAAUUUCGUUUCAAUAAAU
Molecule: messenger RNA, 1332 nt
Organism: Haliotis rufescens (red abalone)
Lineage: Eukaryota; Metazoa; Mollusca; Gastropoda; Lepetellida; Haliotidae
Product: carbonyl reductase [NADPH] 1-like
Exons: 8
Coding region: 54-881 (275 amino acids)
Molecular function (GO): carbonyl reductase (NADPH) activity
Source: RefSeq, a predicted model, not a curated record